AUGACCAGCUGUCUUCAUUGCAGAAAAACGCUGGAUCUUGGAUUCAUCUCUUCAGAUGAGUUCUUGGUCAAGGACAUCCAGGGAGAGGGGUUUCGCCACAUUGUGUUUGCCACCAGAUACCAACUUGAGCUCCUGUCAGAGACCAAGAUCUGGUACAUGGAUGACAUCCCUGCUGCCUUCGAGACACUGAAGGAGAGAGCCAACACCGAGCCCCUCCAGUCCCUUGUGAACUACUUCGACCGCCAGUGGAUUCACCAUGCCAUCUUCCGUCCUUCAUCCUGGACAGUCUACCAGCAGUCCGUAAGGACUAAUAACGACGUAGAAGGGUGGCAUCACAGGGUCAACGGAAAAGCUGGGCAUCGUAGUUGUACUUUCUACAAGUUAGUUCCACUACUUCUCCAGGAGGCCAAGUUGGUGGAAACCCGAGUGUCCAGUGACAACCUGUUGAGGAAUGUUCGCCAUUCCUCCAACGCCACCCAGAAGAAACUGGACACGGCCUGGGAGCAGUAUGAUGCUGGGGACAUCUCUACAGGACACUUUCUCCGUCUUUGUGGCUCGUUGUACGCCCCAUGUGAGUGACAGUAGUGUGUUUCAUUCCUGUGUUUCCGGAUUCCAUUGGACUUCACCCACGUCUGCAGACUAGUGCUUGGACAUGGUGUUUCUUCUGUGUUUUUUUUGUGAACUUCAUUGACUAGUGCUUUCUUUUUAUAUGUAUAAUUUAUUGUAUGUUGAUGUGGUUUCUUUCAUAUGAGUAUUUAUUGUAUGCUGAUGUGUAUGUAUUUAUUGUAUGCUGGUGUGCAUGCUGAUGUGCUUUCUUUCAUAUGUAUUUAUUGUAUGUUGAUGUGGUUGUCUAUAUUUUAUAUGUUAAUAUUGAUAAAUACCAAAUAAAUUUAUGAAAGUAAACAUAUGCCUUCUUCUUUUUACCAUAAGUCAU
Molecule: messenger RNA, 934 nt
Organism: Saccostrea cuccullata (small rock oyster)
Lineage: Eukaryota; Metazoa; Mollusca; Bivalvia; Ostreida; Ostreidae
Exons: 3
Coding region: 1-579 (192 amino acids)
Source: RefSeq, a predicted model, not a curated record